Cryptococcus wingfieldii CBS 7118 is the source of this 555-nucleotide messenger RNA. RefSeq lists its product as hypothetical. The transcript is spliced from 2 exons. Lineage: Eukaryota; Fungi; Basidiomycota; Tremellomycetes; Tremellales; Cryptococcaceae. The record is from RefSeq and is a predicted model, not a curated record. Bases 1 to 555 code for a protein of 184 amino acids.
AUGAUUACCAUCGCUGCUCGAGAGGGUGUUUACGAUUUGGAAAAGCAGCAUGGUGAUCUGAAGAAGGGCUGGUCGGAUCCGACGUAUAUGGCGAGAGCGUGUGGUCGGCACGAGUUGCCGGAAGAACCGAUGGCGAGGGCGAGGUGGCAUUGGUGGGGGCAUGAAGACGGGUAUGUGCACCGGGUCGUGGUCGGUACAACAGACUGCCUGGGGACGACGAUUGACAAGGAGAAGAAGGUGAUGAAAGAAAUGAGCUCUGCAGCUGCGAGAGAUGAGCAUUUCCGAAAGCUGAUGGAGCGGGUGAGCGCGGCGAAAGGAAGGAUGGCAGUAGAGGGAGAGGAAAUCAAGGCGAGGAUCAAUAGGGAGUGGGCGGAGAGGAAGGAGAUGGGGCAUUUACUGGAUAAGAAGCUGACGAGAGCCGAGAUGAGAUUGUUGGCAAAGGCAGAGAAACGAUUAGCAAAUAAGAUGGACAAGGAGGGAUGGGCGUCGGAUACGACAGCCGCUGAUAGUGAGAGUGAAGAUGAAAAGCCGAGAGGAAGGGGAGGUAGAGUCUAG